Danio rerio (zebrafish) is the source of this 1559-nucleotide messenger RNA. Lineage: Eukaryota; Metazoa; Chordata; Actinopteri; Cypriniformes; Danionidae. The record is from RefSeq and is marked predicted. Gene Ontology annotation, molecular function: 2 iron, 2 sulfur cluster binding.
AGCGACCGUCAGUGAGCAGAAACUGAUCGCGUUUAUAUAAAACAAGGAAAACAGCAGGUUAAUGACCCGGUUUAACCCACCUCUAUGACUGCUCCAGAAGAUGAGAGUGUUUCCUGGUGGCUAAUAGGCCCCGUGUCGGAGCUGUCCAAGAAACAAUGCCGAUUGUUGUAUUCAUCUGACGGACGCGACGCGGAUGUUUGUCUGUUUUAUGUCAGCGGCGACUUCUUCGCGAUGGACGCUCGAUGCGCUCAUUCGGGAGGUCCACUUUGUGAUGGAGAUAUUGAGGAGGCCGAUGGAGUUCUUCAGGUUUUUUGUCCUUGGCAUGACUAUGACUUCAAUCUCAAAACAGGGAAAUCAAGCACAGGCUUACAGCAACGAGUUUAUGAAGUGAAAUUGGAUGACGGCAACGUAUAUGUCAAGCACCAAAGCGAGCUCUCUUUACAACCUUUCAGCCAGGUCAAGGAGACCUGAAGUUCUUGGUUACUGCAAUGUUUAGUUCUUUUGAACUAAACCAUCUGUUUGGAUCUCAUUUUUGCAGUGUACAUUUGAAAAUGAAGCAGUAUUUUGUUAAAUAAUUAUUCCCGAUUGGGGCAGUUGUUAAGGUUUGUGACAAUUUGUGUACAUAUACGCUACAAAUGAAAGAAUAAAUAUACUUUAAUGUUGUGUUACACGUUACACUACAGUGAACACAGGUUUUGACAUUUACUAUUUAUUUGAAUUAUGAAAGUUUUUAGACUGAAGUCAGCAUUCAUAUGCAAGAUUUAGUAAACUCAGGGAAGCAAGGUCAUAGACAGUUCAUUUAAUGUUGUUUUUCAGCAACUUAAUUAGUUGAUUCAUAAUCAUUAAUUCUCCAGAGAUGUUAAUGUUUCUCUCAAGGGUCAUAAUAAAUGUUUACGGUUGAAAGUUACUGUUUAAUUGUACUCUUCUGGCCACUCUUGAGUAUAAGGUAGAAAUGACAUUCACUGUAGGGAAAGAAUCAAGUGAGUUCUGAGAAUCCUGUUAAUUAAUUGGACUCAAGGUAAAAUCCUAGUUUUUGAGGUUACUUCUCUUAAGAAGAAAAAUGUCCCGUGCAUUCUUACUACAAAAUAAUAACUUUUCUUAUUUUGAGAUUGUCCUACUGUUGAAAUUUUUUGUUCUUUUUAAAAUAUUUCUCAAAUGGUGUUUAACAGAGCAAGGAAAUUUUCACAGUAUGUCUGAUAAUAUUUUUUCUUCUGGAGAAAGUCUUAUUUGUUUUAUUUCGGCCAGAAUGAAAGCAGUUUUUAAUUUUUUAAAAAUCAUUUUAGGGUCAAAUUUAUUAGCCCCUUUAAGCCUUUUUUUUUUUCAAUAGUCAAACCAUCAUUAUACAAUAACUUGCCUAAUUACCCUAACCUGCCUAGUUAACCUAAUUAACCUAGUUAAGCUUUAAAUGUCACUUUAAGCUGUAUAAAAGUGUCUUGAAAAAUAUCUAGUCAAAUAUUAUGUACUGUCAUCGUUGCAAAGUUAAAGUAAGAAAUGAGUUAUCAAAACAAUUAUGUUUAGAAAUGUUGAAAAAAUCUGCUCUCCGUUAAACAGAAAAUUAG